GUAGCCUGGAUCUGCAUUCUCCCGUGCGAAUUCGACGCGGCCAAGGUGCUUCUAGAUGCGCGAUACGACGACGUGACGUCCGCCACCGGGGAGAAGUACGUCCUGGGCCGGAUGGGCCGUCACAACGUCGUGAUCGGUUGCUUUCCCGCCGGAUUUCUGGGUACGGCCCAGGCCGCGAGGGCCGCACUCAGUAUCAAAUACGAGUUCCCAAACGUUCGGUUCUGUCUCCUUGUUGGGGUCGCCGGGGGCUGCCCCGACCCCAAAGAUAAGGACAAGGACGUCCGUCUCGGCGACGUGGUCGUCAGUGAGCCGAAGGGGAACCGGGGCGGAGUCGUGAAAGUCGACGCGGGCAAGAAUACCGAUGGCGGAUUCAAGAUCUUCUCCCACCUCAACAAGGUUCACGGUGAACUUCUCUCCGCAAUCCAGUCGCUCAAGAGCGACCACCGCACAAAGCGGACCAGGGCAAUGGACGAAUACAUGAGCGCGGCGAUGGCCAGUUCCGAGGACUACUCGGAUCCGGGGUAUUUUAAACGGCCCCCGCCAGAGAGCGAUCGCCUAUUCCGAUCCGACUACCCGCACCCGUCUGGAGAACCCGACUGCAAGAAUUGUAGCAACGACCACGUCCUGAGCAGGCAGCAGCGGGCACAAGUGGGCGGCGGUAGAAGUGCGGCGGCAGAUUCCCCCAAGAUCUGGUAUGGCACGAUCGGCACGGGCGACCACGUCCUACGGUCCGCGCGGGAGCGCGACCGGUUGAGCCGCGAGGAAGGUAUCCUGUGCGUGGAGAUGGAGGCGGGGGGCGUGAUGGAAACGCUACCGGCGCUGGUGGUGCGGGGCGUCUGCGACUACGCCGAUAGCCACAAGAACAAGCAGUGGCAGCCAUACGCGGCCCUCGCCGCGGCCGCCUACGCCAAGGACCUGCUCACCUACGUGGAGAAGGCG
Molecule: messenger RNA, 939 nt
Organism: Thermothelomyces thermophilus ATCC 42464
Lineage: Eukaryota; Fungi; Ascomycota; Sordariomycetes; Sordariales; Chaetomiaceae
Exons: 2
Biological process (GO): nucleoside metabolic process
Molecular function (GO): catalytic activity
Source: RefSeq, a predicted model, not a curated record